AUGCGUCUCCACCUCGUCAUACAGCGGCAUGGCCUUCCUACAACCCGUGUCCUCUGGACAACUUCCUCGCCCAGCUCUGCGUCCACCAGAGCCAAUUCUGCUGUCUCAUCCUUCGCCACGGUAUCAUCUUGUACAAUUACGUCGACGCGGGCUCCAAAUGCUGGGUUUGGAUCUGGCGCAUCAGCAGCGGCUUCGGGGAGCGGGGGGUUGACAAUCGCACAGUUGCUGGAAGAUGUGAAUGAGGUUAUUCCACUUGAGACGCAAGUUGAGGAAGAUAGUGGGAGUGGUGGUGGCAUUGGUGGUGGUGCUGGGCAAUGGGGACUGGAGGAUUAUGCGGUGGAAGUUAUGGGGUUUGAGUGUUUACAUUUUAUGGAGGUGGAUGGGCUGUUGAGGGAUGGGGAUGAAGUUGUAAUACGCGCAUUACAACUUGGUGAUCUCAUGGCCAGGAGACUUACGGGCCGCCAUCAGAUCACUAUUGAUGGGAAGCAUUUGAUCGACGGUGUUCCGUUCGGGAAACCUUAUAUUCAAAAAGCAGUGUCGUCAAGGCCACCUAUUACAAUUCCACCUCGGAAGAAGAGGCGAUUGAACUUUGGCGGAUGGCGGGUUGAUGACGCUCUUGCAAGAGAUUUUAAUCUUGAAGACGAAGAUGAUGAAGAGAACGACCCAGACUGGAAAGAAGAAACCGAUGGAGCUGGGAAAGAGCUUGUUCUUAGGGCAGGGGAUGAAGACGACGACGAGGACGAUGAAGAGGACGACGAUUAUGAAUAUCAAACCGAGAGCGAUGAAUCUGCUGUUACCCCGUCUGAGGAAGCCAUAAUGUUCCACGAGAAACGGAGCAAGGAACUACCUAUAGCAAAAGGGGCCGGUUCAUCAGCCCCCACCCCCGACUCGAAAACGCGAGCUACGAGGCAACAGAAGCAAAAAGCACAAGCUGAUAUAUGCGUUGGAGAGCGCAAAAUUCACGGGAUCUUGCUUCAGAAGGCGCGGACAUCCUGUCCGUCUUCGCUAAAGCGCAGUCUUGGCGUAAGCUUUGAGGAUCAGCGACAAUCUGAUUCCGAGGGGUCAACAUCCUCCGAUGCAAAAUCGGCGAGCGACGAGGAUGAAACAAGCUCCGUCUCUUCCAGUGGUUCCAUCUCGAGUGAAGCAUCUUCGGAAGCAUCUUCAAGCUCCAGUGGUAGUUCAUCAGUUUCAGAAUCAAAAGAUAUCAAUAUUUCUACUACCAGUGCCAAACAACAAGCGACAACAUCUUUGACGGAAAAUGGCCCGCAGACCUCCGUCGCUACCCCACAGCCAAUUGUCCAUCCUCCUGGUACCGGUUCUCGACGAACGAAGAAUACCAACAGGAGAAACAAGUUACGAAGAAGACUUGAGAAACUGAAGGAGCUCGGAAUCCUUCACAAAGAUGCUAAUUUCGCCGAUCUGCGCAAAUGGUGCGAGGCUAACCCUGGCCCGUUUCCGGGGAUGUCAGGUGAAGAGAUCUCAGAAAGUCAGGUGAAAGGCAACGAUGAACAGGCGGAGUUUGAAAGGAAGCGUGCACAGCUACUACGGGAUAUAGCGAAAGGGGGUGUUGAUGUGACCCCGCAGCCUACCAAGAACGCUAAUAAAUUGAGUCCUCUUGAAUCGAUGUCAACCACACCGAUAAAUGGCGCCAACGGUGCUUUCGGGACAGCUACAGAAUCAUCUAAGAGACAGUCAAAACUAGAUGUUCCUAGCUCGCAGCGCCUUGUAUUUGGCUCUCUAGGUUUGAAAACCCCAAAAACAAAGGAGGGUGAGAAGGCACUGCGAGAGACGCUGAGCAAUCAUGUACGUCAGCCGAAACCACAGUCAAAAUUAUCCUCAGUUGAAGAAAUUGAUAAAUCUACGGAAGCGAAGAUCGAUUCGAUUGAAAACUGGGAAGAUCGACUCAUCCUUCAAGCUACGGAAUGUCUUUACGAUGAUGUAGAGUUGUCCACGCCGCCCUUCCCUUUCGUACAACGAUGGGAUAAGGAUGCGCAGGCGAAAAUCCGCGAAAUUAAAGGAAACCAACAAGCUAGUGGCAAGAAGCGAAAGCGGAAAUCUCGAAAUCGCCAAGAAGCCGAUUAUUAUGACCAAGAGUGGUGCAAUGGAGACGCGAGUUUUUCAAAUGGAAAUCAGCUAGAUUAUGGGAAUGAUUGGGCUGACGAACAUUACAACUCAGCUCAGUCUCUUAAUGGGGUCGGCCGUAAUGUGACUAGCGCAGAGGCGACUUCAGCAGAUAAGAGUGCGUCUACAGAUGAUCUUCCAGGCUUACCGGACGAUAUGUCUAUUCUGAAAGAUGCACGGGACGCUGAUAUGAAGCCUGGAACGAUCGUCGCCUUUAAGCAGCUGGACAUGUCUAAAGCUACAAACUGGCAACCGCUGGUGUCUAAAUAUCGUACUGCCGUUAUCGAAGAUGUUACGGAUGGGAUUUUAACACUGCGGCUUGCGCGGCGCGAUAGACAGCAACCUCGAGACGACCAUGGCGAUGACGAUGAUGGGGUGACGCGAUAUACCAUGUUUGAGAUGCCUGGUUACGAUGAAUGGAAAGGAGAAGAUGAUGGAUUUAGGGAAAUGCAAUUUGGAGAGCUCAUAGAACCGAAAUUGCUCUCCAUCGGAUCUACUGAUGGUUCAGUAGAGGUGGUUGAGGAGACACAGCACCACCUUCCUAUUGAACUUCCGCCCCCGAUUCCCGAAGUCGCCACUGUUUCGUCGCCGACACGACACGAAAUUUCGGCAAUGAUUCGAGAGGCCGGGUUUAGGUCAGGGUUUGAUUCAGAUUUUCUUCCUCCCGAAGAGCUAUUGUUCAACGUCCAGGACUCGAGGACUUACAAUGACGCAACCAUCGAGAACAAGGGGGUCACGGAUUGUGCUAGUCCGACCGUUCAAUCCCCUACCUUUGCCGGCUUUGUCUCGAGCCCACCACCUAACCCCUCAACGCAUCUUCGCAAAGAUCACCAGCCCCAACCCGCCCCUUCAGCAAACCGCUCUCCGCGGGGUACGCCUGAAAAGCAGAUCGUCACGGAGGUGCCCAGCUCCCCUACUUGGCUACAAGAUCCUACAUCGGAUCCCUCUUCCCACAAGCCUAGCUCCCAUCAUCAGAAAUUGUCAGAUUUAUCUGGCCAUCAGCUUCAGUAUCUCGAACCCGAUGAUGCAUUGGCCAAGGAUUCUAUGGCUUCUAACAAGGACCUAACAACCACCUCACAGCAUGAACCGUCUAUUGAGGAGACGUGUAUCGAUACCGGAUUGGACGCUGGAAUAAAGUCAGUCGAUGACGCUCCAAUGGAUGAUUGUGCACAACAUGUUCAGCCGAUGCCCCUUGGCUCCGAUGCCAUUUACAACUCUUCACCGCCAUUGUUUCAGCUCGAUCAGACGACUAUAGAUCAAGACGAGUCCCAGCUUUCAUUACUCCCUUCCGCUGUCGAAGAUAGCCAGCCAGCUGCACACCACCCUGGUUCAAGUGGAUCUGUAAUCCCCAAUCCUUUCUACGAACCUGAUAGGAACCUUCCAAGUGUAUCACCGCCCAUGGCACGAUUCGUUUCUACAGCCCCACCCCGCACAACAACAGCUGCGGAAAAUUCGCCGUCCACGUCUGUAACUAGAAGAAGCAGGCGAAAAAUCCUUUCAUCUCCGCGCCAGGUAUCAUCUUCACCCCGCCGGAAACCCCAGCGCUAUGACGACAGUUUGGAUCUCCCAGCCAUAACCGAGGCUGACAAGGAGUCAACGCAGCACUCUGAAUAUGUUACCAAUCAAGACGUGUCGCAGAAGAGCAGUAGUUCUAUUGUAGAUUUAACAAUAUCUAGCGAGCCCGAGUCGCCUAGGAAUUCCGACAGAGAUUUUGCCGCGUCUCACGGACUUCCGCAGGGUCCUAGGUGGGUUAAGAAACGGAUUGUUAGAGGCCGGCGGCCACGCAGGACAGAAGCGCCUUCUGUUCAGACGCAGAGGAGAGGUUUGCGGAAGAGAAGUGUGGUAUAG
Blastomyces gilchristii SLH14081 is the source of this 3969-nucleotide messenger RNA. RefSeq lists its product as uncharacterized. The record is from RefSeq and is a predicted model, not a curated record. The transcript is spliced from 3 exons. Lineage: Eukaryota; Fungi; Ascomycota; Eurotiomycetes; Onygenales; Ajellomycetaceae. Bases 1 to 3969 code for a protein of 1322 amino acids.